Messenger RNA from Branchiostoma belcheri (Belcher's lancelet), 573 nucleotides. Its product is annotated as HRAS-like suppressor 3. Lineage: Eukaryota; Metazoa; Chordata; Leptocardii; Amphioxiformes; Branchiostomatidae. Bases 89 to 553 code for a protein of 154 amino acids. The transcript has 3 exons. Gene Ontology annotation, molecular function: glycerophospholipid phospholipase A1 activity; A2-type glycerophospholipase activity. Gene Ontology annotation, biological process: N-acylphosphatidylethanolamine metabolic process. The record is from RefSeq and is a predicted model, not a curated record. Gene Ontology annotation, cellular component: cytoplasm.
CCUGACUACGUGGCAUGGUAUAAACAAGCUGUCAUACCUGGUGUGGUUUUUGCAUGUGAGAAGAGUCCCUUGGUUAAUCUCCAGCAGCAUGAGCGGGGCAAAAGGAAAGUCGAGGCCUGAUCACGGCGACGUUCUGAAAUUUGACCAUGGACCAAAGAGUUUCAAAACCUCCUUGGGUGGACAACAGAUCAGUCACUACGGUAUCUACAAUAAGGAAGACGACAAAGUCAUCCACAAGACUGGGCCAAAAAGGACACAUCUAUCGUCUGGCUCUGGAAAGUCCAACAAAUCAGAGGUUAAGAGUGAAAGCUAUGCCAGGGUGGCAGGGCGUUAUGACAGCGUCACUAUUCACAACCGGCCACAGGAGAGCCGUUACUCGGCAGAGAGGGUGGUGCAGAAUGCAGAGGCCCGAGAAGGUGAAACCAGUUACAACCUGGUGUCUGACAACUGUGAAACCUUCGCAAGGGAGUGCGAGACCGGGAAAAAAGAGAGUGAUCAGGUGAGGAAGGUGGGCAUGGCUCUGGUGAACGCUUAUACUGGAGGGUCUGCCUAAAUACCUCAACCAACCUCAGA